Vespula pensylvanica (western yellowjacket) is the source of this 3087-nucleotide messenger RNA. It is a transcript of the gene tsl, whose product is annotated as torso-like protein. The record is from RefSeq and is a predicted model, not a curated record. The coding region runs from base 589 to 1629 and encodes 346 amino acids. NCBI's taxonomy places the organism in Eukaryota, Metazoa, Arthropoda, Insecta, Hymenoptera, Vespidae. The transcript has 3 exons.
CCGAUUCGAAUAUCCGUCGCAGUCGCGGAUGCUCGGUCGAAGCGGCGAGAUCGAGAGCAGGAGACGCGAGCAAAACGCGAUCGCGAUCGAUCGCGAUCGAUCGAUAUUUUGUCGUGUCUCGUGUCGAUUUAUUAUUCGGAAAAAGUGAUAAAAGGUGCUCACGAAAAUUUUGAAUGAUCUUUAUUCAUCUUUAUCGUGAUAUAUAUUCAAAAAUUAAUCGAAUAGAGAUUGAUCGAUGAUUUAUCAUUGAUCUUUGUAUCGAAAAACCAAACGAUUUUGUGUACCUUCGUAAAUAAAUACGAAUCGUUUUAAUAGUGAUCUCUUAGUAAUCUUUGAUAUCAUUGAAUUAACAUUAAAAUCGAUUGGAAAGAUAUCUAUCUUCGCAGAAGGAUCUACGAAGUUACGAUUCGUCAAAUAAACACGCCUUCAAGUUUAUAGCGAGAUGAUGGCUACUUAGAAAAUCAUUUAAAGCUAUCGUACGAUUAGUACUUUUCAGUGACGAAAGAGAUAGCAAUCAAAGCGUUAAUUGGAAAUGGAGAGACCUUGAAUUUGCCAGAUAGGACCAUUUCUGGUGUCGAUCCUCGCGAGAUGUGGACGAGCAGGAGCAUAAGUCUCCUGAUAACGACAAUGAUCGUCCUAAUCGGCGAUCGGACGACGAAUUCUCAAAAGCCUCGGCUUGGUGGUGCCGUAAACGUUUUCACUCGUUACGGUUAUCUCAGCAUCAGUAUGAGGGUUGUACCACGUAACGAUACGGACACUUGGAUAUUUCGCGAACCAACUUUGGAUGUCUUUAGGAAUCCAAUGGCGAUGCCACCGAAUCAAUUACAACAAGGGAAAUCUAUGACGAGCGUAUUCGAUGGUGAUUUUCACAUGGAAUUUUGUGACAACGUAAGGCAACUCCUACAGGCAUAUUUCCGUGAUUUCGCUUUCGAGAAAUUAGAAAGACCUUGGCGAGCCUUUACUGGCAGUUGGUCCAAGGCCGCCAUAGCCAGGCAUCUUGGUAUCAACUCCUCUUUCAUCGGUGGUGAUUAUUGUUACGUGCUUGUACGGGUCGCCAGAUUUCGAGAUAAUCAGAAGCUAAUUGCCACUGCUGAAUCUUUACUCCUCGAUGAAGUUGUACUCAGGGAAACGGAAAACGUCACAGUUGGUGAUACCUUCAGUGUCGUUAACUUCAUCAGGAAUUAUGGCUCUCAUUACAUCGCUUCUUAUAUCACUGGAAAUUCACUCUAUCAGGUAUUUGUUUACACCCCUCAAGUAUAUCUACGUAUAAAGGAACGUUUGAAAACACGGGGUGUCUCGGAGCUUUCGACCUUGGAAUUAAACAAUUAUUUCUCACCUUGGUACGCCGAGCAUAUGGGUGCCAUACAAUCAGCAAGCGGUAAUCGUUCAGUAGAAGCUUGGGCAGUCGAGAGACUCCGAGUACAGUAUUACAUCUUCUCGUAUGCGAGCUUGCUAAAGCUUCAUGGUGAUGCGACCUUGCUUAGACAAUUGGAUGGCUUGCUCGGAAACGAGGCACUGUUACAACUUCAACUUCGUACCUUGGCACCAGUUUUCAAGGAUUCGAAGAGACGCGAGUGGUUCCUAGAAGUGAUCGACAAUUAUUUUAAGCUUUGGGAAGUGAACAUGUGAAGAGAUGGUCAAAUUUGCGACUCGACGAAUGCUACGUCGUAAAAAAAGAAAAAAAAAAGAAAGAAAAAAGAAAAAAAGAAGCCUUCGUUUCGUUGUGAUUCGCGUCCAAGUUAAGGACGUUAGAGGAAUAUGGUGGUACGAUCUUCGAGAUGAUUCGGCUGAUGAUCGAAAACCGGUUCGGUGAUUCCACGGAUUUCCUCUUUGAUUAAACGUUCCUGGAAGCCGUACUAAACUAUAUAUUACGUACACAUGACUUUUCACGUAUUUAGCCCAACUGUUAUUGUUAUAAAUAAGUAUUUAUUAUUAUAAUCGUUAAUAGAAAACAUUUUUAUACAAAAAGUUUUUCAUAUAUCACAAGCGUUAUUCAAUAAGAUCUCUGAUCGGAAAACGCGCUGAUUAGAACGUCAUAUAGAAUAUCGAUCUAUCAAAUUAAUAUUUUCAUCGUGAUUUUCUCGAGUAAGAAGAAACGAAAGAAAGUUCAAUUAGUAAUGAAUCAAUCGCGCUCGAUGGACUGCUUUUAAGUUUAAAGAUUUAUAGACGUAACACGUUGAACAUUUUAACGGGAAAUUUUCUGUUAAUAAAGCAGCGGCGUUUUCCGUUUGAUUAUUUACGUUAAUUCGUUUGAUAUUAGGAUUAAAGUGUCUGACGUACAUAUGUUGGACGGUAAUGAGGAUAAUUGUUGUCGUCGUUAUUUUUGUUUUUUUUUUCUUUUUUCCUUUUUUUUUAAAUAUAUAUAUAUACACAUAUACGAGAAAAACUUAUUCUAUUGGCACGAUGAAUCUAUUGGGGUUAGAUAUUAGAAAACAAUGCGAACUUGGUGAUUUUACGCAGUUUUCUAUUAUUAUACAUGAUCACUGCCGAAUUGAAUAUGUUUUUAUCGAAAUUUGAUCGUAUUAUAUUAUAGUAUUUUAAACGAUGAAAAAACGCUAUUUACGCGUAUCAAUUCAUAUAUUGUGCUCUUUAAAAAGUAUUUCGAUAAAAGACUUGUAUAUAUUGUUUAUCGGUAGAAUUAAUUAUUUGUUGUACAUUCAUCAUAUAUAGAUGGGUCGAUUUAAACUUAUGCAAACUGUAAUUGUACCGACUCGAUAUUCAGAUUGUCUUUAGAAUAUUGUGCUUUAAAUUCUUUCUCAGGUUACGGACAAGGAAAGUAUCUAUACAUAUAUUUUCUAUAAAGAGUAUCACUAUUAAUUGACAUCUAUAACAAGAAAAAAAAAUAUUUUUCAAAUAUUGCAAAAUGACGUGCCUUCUUAUAUCACGCAUAUAUUGGAUAUCAACGCCAUCGAUUAUAGAACUCGGAGCUCACUGUGUGUUUUACUACGUAGUCAGUGAACAUUCUUAAUACGAUACAACAUGAUAAUACAAUAACUUAGUGUAACAUAAACAUAUCAAACAUGUUUUCAAGAGUCUUCAACAAUCAACGUAAAUAAUAGACUGAAAAUACAUCCUAUAAUACACAAA